AUGUUAACAGAUUGUGAUAAAAACAAAUUUGUUAAGCAAUGUCCCACAUGUCGUGAAGUUGUUGAUGCUGAUGAUUACUUGGCACACAUUAACAAACAAACUUGCUUGGCUAUCAGAGAUGACAUUGUUCGAUGUCCACUUUGUAAAACAGUAAUUAAACCAGCAACUGAAGAAGGUUGGAAAUCACAUUUAUUGAAUGCUAAUGGAUGUCCAAAGAAUCGUAGAAAGCCUACAAAUAAGUCUGAUGCACCUUCAACAGAAAGUUCUACACUUAGCGGUAAAAAACAUGCACUAAAAAAGAUUACUGAAACUGGAUCAAAAUCAUCUGUAGCUUCUAAAGCUCCUGGCAAGAGUAAGGUUACAACAUCUAGUGGUAGUAGUAAAGACAAAUUAAAGAAAUCUGCAACAAAAUCUUCGAAAAUCAGAAAGUAA
Messenger RNA from Racocetra fulgida, 432 nucleotides. Lineage: Eukaryota; Fungi; Glomeromycota; Glomeromycetes; Diversisporales; Gigasporaceae. The record is from the annotation of a GenBank genome assembly.